AUGUCAUGGAGGCGAUGCAAGAAGAUGGCUCGGCUGGGCAGUCGAUGGGAAGAGGGUGAAGAGCAUGUCUCAAAGUGGGAGUUCGACACAAACAAUACCCCCAUUUGGAUACAGACCGGCCUUGUCUGCGAGAGGCGUCCGGUGAAAGCGUUCCAAAAAGUCCACACGUCCCACCCUGGACGGCGCGGCCUUCAAAUGGGAAAUGUACCAAAAAGCAGAAGCAAGCAGACUGGUUGUGCCAAGGAAUGA
This is a messenger RNA of Protopolystoma xenopodis, 249 nucleotides long. The record is from the annotation of a GenBank genome assembly. NCBI's taxonomy places the organism in Eukaryota, Metazoa, Platyhelminthes, Monogenea, Polystomatidea, Polystomatidae.